Messenger RNA from Porites evermanni, 10423 nucleotides. The record is from the annotation of a GenBank genome assembly. Lineage: Eukaryota; Metazoa; Cnidaria; Anthozoa; Scleractinia; Poritidae.
AUGUUAAAAUCAGGUGAUGAAAGGUCUCUUCUUGACACCAGUAAUGAUGUGGAGCAAAGAAAUAAAAUGAAUGGAAAGCGGAUGAAGAAAAAGAAGAAGGGAAAGGAAGAAGAGAGCAAUCAAAGGGAACAAGACGAGAGUGUUAUGGAUGUGACAGGUGUAAAUAAUAGAAAUGAGGCCAUCAACUCAAGAGCUGAGAUGGUAGAGAAUGUAGAGGAUCCAAAUGUUAAAGAAAAGCAGAAGAGGAAAAAGAAGAAGAGAAAGGAAGAAAAGGGCAACCACAGGGAACAAGACGAGAGUGUUAUGGAUAUUACAGGUGUAAAUAAUAGAAAUGAGGCCAUCAACACAAGAGCUGAGAUGGUAGAGAAUGUGGAGGAGCCAAAUGUUAAAGAAAAGCAGAAGAAGAAAAAAAAGAAGAGAAGGGAAGAAGAGAGCAAUCAUAGGGAACAAGACGUGAGUAUUAUGGAUAUGACAGGUGUAAAUAAUAGAAAUGAGGCCAUCAACACAAGAGCUGAGAUGGUAGAGAAUGUAGAGGAUCCAAAAGUUAAAGAAAAGCAGAAGAAGGAAAAGAAGAAAAAAAGAAAGGUAGAAGAGAGAAGAAAAAUGGGACAGGAUUUGGCUAUUAGUAAUAUACUUGAUGAAAAAGAAGUCAGUAACUCAACAGCUGUGAUGGCAGAAAGCAUAGAAAAGCAAAAAGAUAAUGAAAAGUUGAGAGAGGCAAUGGCCCAUGCGGAGAUAAUUCAUGAAACUUGGACUGUUCCCACGGAACGGCUAAAGGUUUUAAAAGAGAAAGGCAAGUACCGCACCAGUGAUUGUGUUGUUGUUAUAAAGUUUAUUUAUUUAUUAGCUUUUUUUAUUAGUAUAGUAAGUAGUCUACACGUAUUAUCAUUUUUUAACUUAGGAAUCAAGGUAAAGACAGGCAAGUGGUCUUUGCAGGAACUCAGAUUACUACAGUCAAAUAUGGAUAAAUUUGUGGAGGUAAUACAUAAAAUAAGUACAAAAAAUAAGUAAUUUAAUAAAUUCACAAAAUAACAAUUUAGAGGUAUCAUAUCCAAUAAGUGGUUCUCUGGAGUACAUACCCAGAGAAAAACCUCUUGGAGCAAGGAAGAAAACCAACAACAAACUCAACCCACAUAUUCAGGGCGGAAAAACGUUCUGCGCAAGCUUCUGCACAUCCCCUAUUGCAGGCUCAAGGCAGGCUUUUGUGUUUGUUGACUGUGUUUGGUUUGCGACUGUGUUUGUUUGUCACUAAGAGAGUUCUGACUGCGACUGAAUGAAAUGCACAAGGUGUGAAUGUUUCCUUCUCGAAAAGCCUUUUUACCUUUGUGUUCAUCGAAACUUGAGACUCGAUCCUCGAAAGUUUCAAGAGUCGAGAAUCGAGUCUCGCGUCUAGAGGAUCGAGUCUCGAGUGACUGUCAACUUACUUUUGAGCGGCACUGUAUGUGAGUCUGUUUGUUUUGGUCAUAAGGCAAUAUUCAGUUCAGAUGCUUGUAAAAAGCAAAUUAAUGAAAAGAGAAUAAAAUGUAGGUUACUGUUCCUUGAUUACUUGUAGCAACCAUUUUUUUUUGUUUCUGCCAGACGUAUGAACUGCCAGAUCCAGUUAGAAUUCUUCUUCGCUCAGGUACAGACAGGGAAGAUAGAAAAUUCUGGAAGCGCUUUGGUCGUCAAAACGAAUUUUACAAAGAGCUUGGUGAGUCAAAUGUGUACAGUCAGGGUGCAAAGAAAAUUAUUUUUACAGCUUGCCAUUUGGGCAAGCUGAAGCUAGCAUUUACUAGCCCAGAGACCAUUUCAACUAGUCCCAAAAGCUUUUUGACAAGCAGAAUUGAUUUUACAGUUCUUUUUUGCUCAAAUUCCUUAAAAAACAGCACUUACCCGUCGGGCAGGUUAAGAACGAAAAUCACUCGCUUGAUAGCAAAAUCCACUACCCAUGGGCUAUCGGACACUACUUUCUUUGCAUGCUGACAGUAUUUUUUUAUCACCAUAGACGAGAACCAAUUGCUGGUUUUCAGUGUCAUGCCAUUCAAAAUAGAUAAAAAAAAAAUCAAAAUGAUUCGAUAGAUAAAGUCCAGAAUCUGGGAAAGGAAAGGAGGUAAAUAUACAAAGACCCUCACCAAGAUUUGGGUUGAAGGAAUAAUUUGUAUACGAGAUAUCCGAGGAAAUGUUUUACCUAAAUUUAUAGAGCUUUGUAUGGAGACGCCAUGCUGGAGCUCAUCUGGAAGAGCUCCAACACGGCGGAUGGAAAUCAACAGAAACAUCUGUUACCGGACCGAGUUUUGCUACAAAAGCAUGAAUUUACUCCUAGAGGAACUCAUAAACAUUAAAGUAAAACUUUUUCUAAUACUUCAACUGUUUAGAUAGCAAAAUUCCUCGAAAAAAGUCACUUUUUUAACCUAAAUGACAGCUCUCUCGGCCGUCGUGUAAAUGCUGCGUCACGCAAAAGCUUAGAAAUUGAAACGUACUCUAUUACAAAACCAAGAAACCUUUUGAAGCAAAGAUUGGUUUGAAAAUUAGUUUACAGCUGCUCUAAUACACCAUGAAAGUAAACUCUCAGUAGGAUGGAUAUUUUUAUAGUUUGAAUUUUAGUGACAUCAUGUGAAAACCAACAAUAGUGCAUGCAACACUCUAAAAAUACUGUUACAUUGUAUUCAUGAGCAAUGUUAUAUUGUUUAUGUCAAUAUUUUUCCCUGGAUUAAGUAUAGAGCAAAACAUGACACUAAGAUGAACCCCUUCAACAAAAUAAACCAAUUUCGUCUUUUUUCUCUAUAUCUUUAAGCAGGCCUGUAGCAAGCAUAAAAUGACUGGGGGGGGCUGAGCGAGUGGCCCACAUUAUCCCCCCCACCUUGCUCCGGUCCAUCGGUUAAAGCAUACUUCUUAGUACAUGUCAGAUCACUACAUUUGUCUACAAUACUUUUGUUCGUGUCUCUAAUUUUCCGUUUUUGUUGACUUUGACGAAAUAGAGAACUUGUUUGGGAUAUCGUUCACAGAAAAUUUGCCAAACAAUUGCUUUCAUUUUUCUUUCUCCCCAACGAAGUCAUUAGCUACGUCUACAAGGGUCAGAGCAUCUGUUCUAUCCUUAUGAACAUGCAACAUCAUGAGGUUGUUCAGUCUAGAGUCUCCCGUUGUUGAGCGCAAAUACGUCUUCACCCGCUUUAAAGCUGAAAACGAUCUUUCACUAACGGCAUUGGUUGCUGGCAUGACAUUUCCGGGUUGUUCUUUGAUACGGAUUGUUUCUUCGACUACACCAGGCUCUGUGUCACUGCUGCAUGGUUUUACCCAUGAUAAACGUAUUCCCUGCUUAUUCUCAACUUGUUUGGAUUUCUUUUUCGGCGGCUCUUGCGAAGACAUUGUAAGACUUUCAAUAUAAACGCCCAAAAACCUAAGUUUUACUCUAGUACAGUAGUAUAUUUUACACUGGCGGACCUCUUAGGAAACCAAUAAAGUUCAAGAGGUCAAGUUCAGGGAUUGUCAUAGGUACAUUUUGAUCCAUUUUGCUUCUGACUAUUUUGAUGCUUAAUAAGCAAAUAUUUUAAAGCUGUUGGUUGUUUUUGGGCAGAGCAAAAAUACGAUUUCCUUUAUUCACACAAUUCUAAAUUGCACAGAAGAACAACAGUACAUAAUCUUACUAUGAUCGACAAUACUUUGAAACUUUAGCUUCCAUUGACAGCUGUCCAUUUUAGUACAAAAAUUCCACUUUUGUAGCAGAAUUUAAUUCAAGUCUGAAAAUUUCUGGUGGGGGCUCGAGCCCCCCCUACCCCUCCCCCUGCUACGAGCCUGUCUUUUUUCUCGCAAAUACAGUAGACGCACUAGAUCGUCAACCAGCAAUGUUAAUAAAUACAUAAUUAAGAAAUGUAAAACUACUAUGUACCAGAAAUCCUUUCUCAUUAGAACUAGUAGAAUUUGGAAUUGUUUAAGGAAUAAAUUAGACCUUAGCUUCCUUUAAAUCGGUUAUUUUUUAAUUAUUAUAAGUUUGCGUUAGCUGUUUCCUAUGAUUGUGAAGACCCACGUUCGUUGAAGUCUAUCUGUUAAAAUGUAAUAGUGCUCGUCCCUUGUCUCGUCAAAUAACUUGUUGUAUGUAGCCGAUUUUUUUCUUGUAUCGCUGUGUUUUUUUAAUAUUUCUUUUUUUUAUUCUUUUUAUUAGUAUCCUGGCCCGCUGUAAUUGGCCACAGCUGUUGUGGUGUCCCCGCCAAUGUUCUUUCUAUUUGUUUGUUUGUUUGUUUUUUUUUUGGUGAAGCUAAUAAAAAUAAAAUACUUAAUGAUAAUAUUGAAGAGUUGACAUUCAAUAAGGUGAUCUUGAUUUGGGCAGACCUGAACAUGAAGGUGAUAAUAACAAUUUUUUUUUCCAAUUUUUUUUACUCUAGGAAGAGGUAUACUGAGACCACUGAACACUAUCUACAAAUGUGCAACGAGAAUUUAUGACGAAUCAAAUUACGUUGGAAAGUUAGUGUGAUCAUUAGUUAAUAGUUUUCAUUGUCAUCACUUUAUGGUAGAAAGGCUUGCAGUGUAGGUCUCUUGAGAGGGCCAUACAAUGGAGCCUCGUCUCAUAGCCACUCUGGCUUCUAUACAAUAACCAUUUUAUUAAAACCACAUUCCUUUUUGCCCACUUUUUAUGCCCCAAGAGUGACCAAAAUCAAUUUUCUCCCAACAAUAUCCUUUCAUAGUCAAACGAAAAGGUUUUGAGAAUUAGUAAAGUCAUCACCAAAGAAAAAAUGCUUUAAUUUUUCAUCAAAUUCUCUUGGGUAACUCUUCAAGGAAAUGUAUGAAGAUCAGGCUGAGGAAUUUGUAUUUGAUAUUGGGGAUGAAAGGGUGAAAAAUACUCAAUGAUUCUCCUAUCUGAAAGCCUUGUUAGUAUGACCCUUGAGUGACAUCCUCACAAAAUAUUGCUUUUCUGGAAGAAUUAGUCAACAGAUCUCUGAGGCUGAAUAGUAAUGACACAGUCUUAGUGAGUAGGUGGCCUGAGCAACAAUGAUGGAAUGUCAAAAAACAAGAGUGUUGUAGUCGUAUAUCAUACAUUUUGGUACAUUUUUUGACUCUGCUGUGCAAAUACAACUCGAAAAUCCCUGAUGUGACAUUUUGUACUUAGAGGAAGUGAACACAGGACCAUGAAACUGCCUGUCUCUUUUUGAAUGUGGAUGAAAAAUUCAACUCCAGGAAAAUUCACAUACAUUUGACAUGAGCGAGGCUAAAUAAAUGUAUUAUGUUAAAAUUUGAAGGAACACCAAUUCUAUUUUUCAGUGAAACUUUCACAGUUGUGGUCUUCUUGCUAGCUUAAGCUCCCUAAUUUUUAAAAGAAAGACACUUCUGUCAUCUCAACCUGACAUCUGACAGCCUCAAAAUUUGCCCUUCACAUUAGAACAUGUUAAAGAUAUUUUUAAAUAACCAGCCCACAAAAUUAUGGAUUCACUAGUGACCUAACAGAUGCUCUUUGUAUUAAUAAUAACUAUCAUUAAUUUUUAUCAGAUACUCUGAAGAAGAAGUCAGAGAACUGAAAAGGUGAGACUAUGUUAGUUUACUUGCAAAAAAUGUGAGAAGUCAAGAAAAAAAAAACGGUUCACUCUCAUCCUUGCCACAAGUGAAUCUGAAAGAGUUAUUUUCCCUGGUAGGAAAGUCUGCUUUUCGGGGCUGACCAAACAUGACUUUUUCAACCCCUGUACUUGAAUUUGGUGGAUAGUGCUUUGCACUCUUUGCCCAACAGGAGCCGGGACACUUAUUUACACUAGUGUUUUUCUUAUUAAGGUUACAUACAGUGCAUGGUGCAGACUGGGUUACUAUUGGCCAGUUAUUGGGCAGGAGUCGGAUGUCUGUAAACCGCAAAUACUCAAAGCUGCCAACCACUGAAGGUUAGUACAGAACUACCCAUAAUGGAAUUACCUCAGGAGGGCGUGGUACUCCAUCAUAUACCCCUCUGGAGCCUCAUGUUCUCAAAAAUUUCUUUUAGUCUAUUUUCAUUGGGCUUUGAAAACAGACCUUCUAUUCGUUUUGAAGCUUAGGACAUUGUUUUGUCCAUUCAUUUAGUAGAGACCUUUAGAUUCUAAGAUAAGGGCUGUCUCUUACGAGGCGGGGGGCAGGGGAUUUACCCCGGCUACCUAAGAACAUGCCUCCUGGCGACUUUCAUAGGAAAAUGAAAUAAAAAUAGAACCAAAGAAAUCCCUAUCUGUCUUAUUCCUCACCUACUUGUUGUAUUUACCCAGCAAUUUGAAAUCUUAGUGACAUUCCCGCUAAGAUGAUGACUACGAGUGCAGGAAUUUCCUCAGUGUUAUGUAGUGUAUGCACGAGAACCAGUGUCACGGGAAAAUGUGAUAGUUGUCAUCAUUCUACUACAAGUUUUAGCGAAAAAUGUCCAACAUGUAAUAGUGGCAACACUGGUUAUCAAAUGUUUAACAGAAGUUUUAUCAUUUUGGGAUUGAGAGAGGGCUUAACCCCCUUCAAUAAAAAUAACAGUUCCAAUCUUUCUGGUAAAAAAAAAGAAGUGAAAUGAAGCUUUUUGGGGUAUCUUUUUCUAAGGAUGUGCGAAAAAACUUUUAGUUAAAUCUUGUCCCCCUCAUCUUCGAAUCUAAAGAUCUCUAUUGUUUUGUAAACGAAUCAAAAAACUUGUUCUGAGAGCUUUGUGGUGCUCGAUCCUUACCUCAUACUUUGUUUACAUCUUCCAUGGCAUUAUGUCUUAUAUGAAGUCAUUCUGAAUUUUUAUAUUUUGGAAGAUGGAGAAAUCUAACCCCAGAAAGCUGAGAUAAAAUUCCGAACUCUAGGUGAGAAACGAACUCACGACCCUCUGAGUUCUAGUUCGGAGGCUCUAACCACUGAGCUUCUGGAGGCUAUAUGGCGAGCAGGGUCGAAAUUUAAUUAUAAUUACACAGGGCUGUGGCUAAAAUUUCAAGUUUCUGGGUAAAUGCAAUUAGUAGGAGGGGAACUGUACAGCUACGAAGUUCUUUUGGCUCUAUUUUCCUUUGUUUCCUAUAAGAGUAGCUGGGGUUUACACUCAUAGUAGCCAAAUCCCUGGCCCCGGCUCUUACAGUGACAGUCCUGAAUUACACCAGUCACCGUUUUCUCCUUAUUAGGCGGUAACUGGUAAAGUUUACCGCUUGAAGCAACACUUUCCGUGACUUUUGUUACUAAAUUGUCCCUAACAGCAAAGGCAACCUUCAUUCGUAAAACUCUUUGUCUUGAGGUGUUUAAAAUAAUUUUCGGUCAAUUGGUUGACAGGAUUCUUGAAAAUAAAAGCCGUCAUGAACGCGAAGCCCCUCCCCUCGCAUGAGAGUGUGCCUCUGGUGUAUAUUUUUGGCCUUACCGGUCAAGAAUGGUCCCUUACUUGCUGAGCUAAAAUUUAAGGAGAACUGUGAAGUCAUGGAGGACUGUAUCGGGGACUUGCGCAAAAUCGGCGUACACAGGGUGGUUAGGAAUCUUUUUUAUGACCUUGUGAUUCCAUUACUUUUGGUAAAAUAUAUUUCAAAUUAUUAUUUUGGUACUCUCCUUGUUGAAGGGAAGGGUUUGUAUAGGGGUACACCAUUAUGAGUACAUGUGUAUGUCACCUUAGUCUUAUGUGUCAUUGUAACUGCGUCCCCCUCACGCACCUCAUUUUUCGCUGUGAGGCGAGCACGAAAUGCGAGCGAUGGGUGACAAAACGUAAGGGGCUAUGGGAAGGAGAAGAAGGAGAGGCGAGGCGCGUCUGGCCCGUUUUCUCCUUCCCGCCCUGGCCUCCUCUGAGCGUAAAUUUUCAUCGAAGAGACUUCUGGGUACGAGGGAGGUCAUUGUGAAAGGUAUGGUUUAAAUAGCAUAUAGUUAGGCAUUAUGUGAGAUUUUUUGAAAGGAAAACAGCAACAACAGCAAAUAACAAGGAGUGAAACGGUUUGUUUGUUUUUAUUAUUAUUAUUAUUAGGUGGCAGAGGAACGUGGACAGAGGAUGAGGUUAAAUGCCUUAAAGAAGCAGUUUAUCAAGUCACCAAAACAGCUGAAGAUCAACCAGUACCAUUCCAUGGUAUAUACUGGCCUGAUGUGGCAAAAAUUGUGAAGACAAGGAACAUUGAACAGUGUAGACGGAAGUGGUGAGUUUACACUAGCUUUUAUCUGUUCUUUGGCUAACAGAAUGAGUUGAAAAAUGGGGGAGGCAAAAUAAAGUGGGCACCAUUUCUUCCAUGAUAUUUUUUCUGGCAAGUUUUUGUUCUUUAUUUGAUAUCACGUCCCACCUUGGGUUGCUAUAUGAACGGCAAGAAUAUGCUUAGGCUUAAUUACCAGUCGCUUUCGGUAAAUGAUCCCGCGCUCAGGGACAAGACCGGACCCAAGAUAGCAGCAAAAAUCAAGCCUAAGAUAUGCCACCUGUACUAGAUAAUUUAUAUUUCUCCUUCUCACACCCAAAAGUGCCCAAAGUCAAAGUUUACCAAAAAUUCCUAAGGUAAUUUUUAAAAAUGCAGAAACACAAAUAGUAUCAUGUGAAAAGUAUUACUGAAGAGGUUUCAUUUAAAUGGCCACACCAUAGGAUUUCAUCCACAAAACAAGAGAGGUUUAACGUUCCAAAACGCUAAGAAAUGGCCUUUUCUCCUUAAUUCAGGUUAGAAAAUCUUUCCUGGAUGAACGAUGAAGAGGAGAAAAAGUGGACAAAACAGAAUGAGCUUCGACUUAUCACAAGGUUUGUUAGGAAACAUUUCUUGUUUGUGUACUGCAACCCUGGUGUGUGAGAGAAAAUGUUGCGCCGCCGUUCUCUGUUGGGUUUUGGUUUUCUCCCUUAGGAUUAUUUUAUUAUUUUUGGUAGAUUAUACAACUCUGGUAUAACCCAAGAAUGCGAUGUGGAUUGGAUGGAGGUGAAAUCUGACUUCAAGAGGUGAGCUGAAACUUAUAUUGGACUAAACAAUGAUCAUUUUGAUGAGAAUACUACAAAUGUGGUUUUCUAAUCUCUGCUAGCGAUAUAGUGUUAAGAAAAUUGACGAAAAUCUUUACUUUUUAUUUUGCCGUAUGCGUUUCCAUCGCGGUAGUAGGGACUUUAAGCUUCAACGACGCAACGGCAACGAGGACGUCAAAGAAAAAAAAAACGCCAGGUUUAAUAUGCCAAACGACAACUUCGCGCGUGCAUCACACUUUUUUGUACAUUUCUUUGCCGUUUUUGCACCACUACGACGUGAAAAUGCCUAAUUUUGCGUUUUACGGGGAACGUAAACAAGCAACGACGAAAUUUUACUUCUCCUUCUGAACUUGGAUGCGGUCCCUUGGAAUUCAACCUCAUGAGGUUUCGUCAACAUUUGACUAAGUAAUUGGGUAGGAAAUGGAAUCAGAAUCGCGAUAAAGACUGAAAGAAAGCAAUUUCACUUUUAAAGCGACGUUCUCGUUGCCUUCGCGGUUUUGGACCUUGAAGUUCCUAUUAUCUUCUUGUUGCCUAGUGCCUUGAAAAUAAACUUUUACCUAAGGCGCGCUAGUAAAUCAAACGGCCCGAAGGUUCUCAACAAUAUGAUUUUACGUUUGUGUUCUACAAUUUUAAAAUAAAUUCUGUUUUGGUCAAAGUUUAAGCUUGGCGUGCUCACCAAAAAGGAAAAUCGCAGGAGCUGACGGGAAGGAAAACACAACCUAAUUCAGUAUUCUGAUUAUCUAUAUCUGUAUUCUGAUUUAACAUGGGUAUUUGAGAAAAGCUGUUGUUUAGUUUUGUUUCUAAGUAUUUCUGAUUUUAUGUUUCUUCAUUCGUUCUUUAACGUGAGUUAACUACGUUUUUCAGCAAUUAUCCUCCUCAGUGGCUCCGAAAGAAAUGGUUAGAAGUUAAAAGAAAAGCGCCAAACUAUCACCAGAUGGAGUUUGAAGGUACGUCAAAUUGCAGAUUCUCAGAAUCUACUUAACGCCAAACUCCUGUGAUAAAGUUUGCCAAGAUGUCUCUUAGGUGAUUAACUCUUCUGACAUGAAAGUCCGUUACAGAUAAAAAUUGAAGAAAAAAUGUCAAAUUUUAUUUUCUGAAAUAGUCAAAAAUAGAUAGUAUCUUGUGAAAGUACUGCUUAAGUGGUUUCAUUUGAAUGGUCACACCAUAGGAUUUCAUCCAGGCACUCAACAGUUAGAAUACUAAAUAAAUACAUACUAAAUAAAUAGUACCAUGUGAAAGUACUGCUGAAAUGGUGUUAUUUGAUUUCGCCCACAGACUCAAAUGUUAGAACUAAUUUUAAAGUUCCUUCAGUUUCUUUCUACCCUUAACUGAUAUGGUAAUCAAGUGAUAGUUUCUUGAGCUCUCCUCCUCUGAUUAUAAGCUUUUCUUCUAUAAUCCCCCCAGUCCAGGAGCAGUAAAAAACAGAUAAGCCUUCAGGAGCGGUUAACUCAGGGCGUUUAGUGUAUCUAAACGUUUUCUGUUUCUUCAUCGUCUGUUUCUGUAGAUAUUUUGGACUAUCUGUACCAUGUAUAUGGCAAGACCUUGAGAGCUCAACUGGAAGCCGAGGCUUCCACAUCCAGCAACGAUGCCAGUUAG